AUGGUAAAAUAUGGCAAAGACUACAACAGUAUAGAACCUCCUGAUGGAGGUUGGGGAUGGAUGAUUGUGCUUCACUUUUUUCUGGUAAAUGUGUCUGUAAUGGGAACAAUGAAGAACUUUGCAAUUUUCUUUGUCGUCUUUCAAGAAAAUGUUGGUGGCUCUUCUGAACACAUUGGGUGGAUUGGCUCCAUUAUGAGUUCUCUUCGAUUCCUAGCAGCUCCGCUAGUAACGACAGUAUGUGAUAUGCUAGGAGAUCGGCAGACAUCACUGAUUGGUGCAUGCCUGUUUGGUGCUGGCUGUCUUAUCAGCACACUGGCCACUAGUAUCUCCUUCCUUUGUGUUUCUAUGGGAUUUCUAUCAGGACUAGGCUUCGCUUGCUUGUAUCAGGUGGGAGCUGUAAUGAUUGUUAAGUAUUUCAAGAAGCGGCUGGCUCUAGCCAAUGCAAUUAGUCGUUCGGGAAUGGGACUGUGUGUUGUACUGGCACCUUUUGUUCAACUCCUGAUAGAAAGUUAUGGUUGGCAAGGAAUAACAGAGACAGUCUGCUUGUUGCUCUCUGGCUGGAUUGCAGAUCAGAACUGGAUUAAGAAGUAUCAUUAUCAUAAGGCAUACCUCAUUCUUUGUGGAGUCACUAACCUGCUGGGUCCUCUAGCCACCACCUUCCCAACACUGAUGGCCUACGCAGUAUUCUUCGCCAUUUUCAGUGGUGGAUACUUGGCCCUGUUGCUUCCUGUACUGGUAGAUCUUGUAGGUGCUCCAGGCUUCCACAGUGCUUUGGGACUCGCUUCAUUCAUUGCUGGGUUUGGAGUCAUCGCUGGUCCUCCCAUUGCAGGUUGGUUGUAUGAUUACACUCAGACGUAUGCCUGCUCUUUCAUUUUUGCUGGCAUCUGUUUCCUUGUUUCUCCGAUUUCACUCUUCUUCGAGCCUUUAGCCCAAAAAUGGAGGCAAAAGAAAGAACUUGAACUAGAUACUUAA
Molecule: messenger RNA, 972 nt
Organism: Gekko japonicus
Lineage: Eukaryota; Metazoa; Chordata; Lepidosauria; Squamata; Gekkonidae
Gene: SLC16A4
Product: solute carrier family 16 member 4
Exons: 7
Coding region: 1-972 (323 amino acids)
Biological process (GO): monocarboxylic acid transport; transmembrane transport
Molecular function (GO): monocarboxylic acid transmembrane transporter activity
Source: RefSeq, a predicted model, not a curated record